AUGGCCGCAGAGUAUCCACCUCGCGACCGGUUGUCUCUGCGCGCCUACAUCCGGGCGCGCUUGCGGAGUCGCGGCCUGCUUGAAUUCGCAGAUGACGAUGAGGAGGCGCGUAUUAGCGCCGACCUUGUCUAUAUGAAUUGUGGGCGGUCGUGGUAUGAGGACGCACUGUCAAAGUCUAACUUGGAGCUGGAACCCGUGCUAGCCACAAGUACGGACGUCCCUGUGCAAAGCAUAGCACUUGUACUAACAGUCUCGCUCUGGAUCCCACCCUUCCACAUUACCACACCACCACCACCACCACCAUCAUCACCAUCCUUCUACACGACCACCACGACCAAGAACACGGUGCGCGACAAUGACGAGUUCUGGUCCAGUACCGGCGCCACCAGCACAGCCGCGGGCGAGGCGCUGCUGUACAGGUUGCGUCCGCCCCUCAGCAAAGUGGCCUACGUCAGCCUGGCCGUGUUCCGGGCGUUCUACCAGCACGGGGACCCGCUGUACCCGCCCCGCAAGGUGUCCUUCCUGACGGGCCCCGCCCCCAACCAGCUCUACCCGGCCUCCCCGAUCUACCCGGUCCGCCUCACGGAGGAGGUGCAGGUGUUCGCGGUGAGCCCCACAGCUGCGGUCAGUCAGUACUUGAUGAUCCGACUGCACGGCAGGCUGCAGCGCCAGUGGGAAGACUUGCAGUUCUACAUUGCGAUACGGCACGUGGCAGCGUACGGCACUCCAGUCAAUCUGUCGUACGGCCUCCAGGUAGCGCGCCUAGCCCGCAACAACGGCCUCGCGUGGCCCAGCACACGCGGCCUGGUUGCGCCAGCGGCGGUGGUGGGGAACGGGGAGGGCUGCCGGGAGGCGGCGUACGGCAGCACAUGCAGCGGCGGCGGGGCGCCAUUGUCUCGGCGGUCGGGCGGUAGGCGGCCUCCCCAGGAGCUGUGGCUCCCGGAGGACGUGUACGAGGCGGGUCCUGUCUCAUCCAAGGAGUCGUCCUGCAGAGUGUGUGUCUCUGUCGGUAUUUCCAUCGUGCGGUGCUGCCCUCGGGACCCACGGAUUGGGAGCUACGGCUGGCAGUGCAGCAUGCUGGCCUCCAGAGCCCUGCCGCACCUAGUCCAUGUGCCCUGGCCCGAGCGGAUCCUGGAAAAGCAGAACCGUUACUGCAAUCGCCACCAGCAGCAGCCGCAACACCAGCAGCAGCCGCAAUGGGGCCGUGCAGCCGUGCAGCGCUCCGCCGCCGCCCCCGCUGCGGCCCCCGGUCUCUUUGGCAUUCUCGGCGACCGCCUAGUACGGCACGCCCAUGGUACGGCCAUGAGUGAUGCGACGCAGCAAGAAUACGGUGUUCAUCUGCCGCUGCGUUCCGUGACUGAGGCAUCCGAUGACGACGAAGGCGGCGACGGAAUGGUAGCUGGCGGCGGCGGCAACAGCCCCGACGGACUAGGCAGGGGGAGCGGCGGCGGGAGAGGCAAUCGGGCAGCUGGUCGGGCGGGGGGGCCAGCGGGAGGGCAGGUUACCGUCCUGCGGCGCCUGCGGGAGUGGGUGGUGGCGGCGGCGAGGGGUACGGCGGCAGAUGUAGGCCCCGCCGGCUUGGACUCCGACACGGACAUAUACAUGGACGCACAAGCCGAAGACGUGGACGUAGCGGGCGGCAUCGCCAAUACGACCAGCCGUCGGAGCGGUUUCUGGCCUGGCAUCGGCCUCGUCGCUGGCGGCGGCAGUGGCGGUGCAGCUCCCGUCAGGGACUUGGCCACCCCGGGAUAUCUGCGGACUUCCGGAAGCAGCUCCCUAGGACGGCGGGUUGACGCCGAGGAGGAGGGGAAGGAGGACGAAGGGGAGAAGGAGGAAGGGGAGGAGCAAGGCGGGCCUGACGUUACGCUGGAGUUGCUACGGGAGGAUUUGCCCCCGCGCGGUGGCGAUGCGGCGACGACGACGACAAGGAUGGCGGCGGCGACGGCGACGGCGGCUUUCCCCCCUGGAUCGGCCGCCCCGCAGGUCUUCUUCGCCGCCGACGCCAGCGGUGCCAGCAGCGCCGCGGGGGGGUGGGCGGCCCGUUUGCAAGCGCUAGCGUUGUCGUACCUGCAUUUACGGAGCCCCGCGGUCGCAUCAAGGAUGCCGGUGGACUCCCAGGAGUUGCUGCUAGCGUUGAGUCAACGAAUGUCGCUUCAGCAGCAUGAUGCCGAGGAGGUGGAGGCAGGGCGGAGGGCGCAAGGCGCCUCUGCCACGACUGGAGCGGCUGGGCCGGCCGCGGCUGCCUCGACAUCGUUAGCAUUGAAGUCCGGCGAGAACGCUAUACAGCAUACGCGGCCUCUGCAGCUCCUGCCGCCGCCUAAGCUGCAACGUCGCGGCGAUGCCGUGCUAGGCGCAACGCUGGCUGCUGGGAGGUCCGCGGCUGUUGGCGGCGGCGGCGGUGGCAGGGGCUGCGUCGCUGCCGAGGCGCAGCGGCGGCGGCAGCGGCGCCACCUGCGGGCGGUGCAUCGGGCCAUGCAACCGGCACUAUACUGCCCGUACAGAAACAGCGCACUUUUCAUUGCGCUUGAGGCGUGGGCGGGCGUUGGGGCCAGCAGUGGCGGUGCCGGCAGUAGCAGUAGUGCUGUGCCCCAGGUCGCCGCCGCCAACGCGGCGGCAGCAGCGGCAGCAGCUCCAGGCAGCGGCGCGGGCAGCAAUAGCAGCAACGCGGGGUGCUGGCUGGUAACGCAUUACGACCACGAGCACUUGUGA
Messenger RNA from Volvox carteri f. nagariensis, 2709 nucleotides. RefSeq lists its product as uncharacterized. Lineage: Eukaryota; Viridiplantae; Chlorophyta; Chlorophyceae; Chlamydomonadales; Volvocaceae. The record is from RefSeq and is a predicted model, not a curated record. The transcript is spliced from 10 exons. Bases 1 to 2709 code for a protein of 902 amino acids.